Messenger RNA from Dendrobium catenatum, 1067 nucleotides. Its product is annotated as 30S ribosomal protein 2, chloroplastic. The transcript is spliced from 4 exons. NCBI's taxonomy places the organism in Eukaryota, Viridiplantae, Streptophyta, Magnoliopsida, Asparagales, Orchidaceae. Gene Ontology annotation, molecular function: mRNA binding. The record is from RefSeq and is a predicted model, not a curated record. Gene Ontology annotation, cellular component: cytosol. Bases 102 to 863 code for a protein of 253 amino acids.
GAUAAUGCACCGGCACUCAUCAUUUCGACUCUCUUUCUCGUCUUCUUCAAGCACCAGCUCCUCUAUCUUGAAAACCCUAAUUACCUCUUUACCGUAUACAAAUGGCGGCAAUCUCUACUCUUUCAUCCACCGCUCUUUUCCAGCACCCAAGCAACAGUAUCAGAAUCACCAAAGUCGCUUCUUUGCUCCCCAAAGAAGAUUCUUCGCCAUAUUCUCUGGCUCAAAGUUAUCGCUCCAUGUUCUCCUACAGAAGUAUACGAAAAUUUACGGCGAUAUUUGCUGUAACAGCUGAAGCACCCUCUGCCACUUCAAGGGAUCAAGCGGCGAAGCGUAGACUCUAUGUGGGUAAUAUUCCUAGGAAUGUUAAUAAUGAGGAGCUGGCUAAUAUUUUUGGAGAGCACGGUUCGGUUGAGAAGGCUGAGGUUAUGUAUGAUAAAUACUCUGGAAGGAGCCGACGCUUUGCAUUUGUCACCAUGACUUCAAUUGAUGAUGCUAAUGCUGCUAUUGAGAAGCUAAAUGAAAAAGAAAUUGGAGGUCGGAAGAUCAAAGUUAAUGUUACAGAAAAACCUUUGAACUCCAUUGAUCGCUCUCAACUCCAAACUGAUGAAUCUAAGUUCAUUGAUAGCCCCUAUAAAGUUUAUGUAGGCAACCUUGCUAAGACAGUGACAACUGAGUUGCUUGCAAAGUUCUUCUCAGAGAAAGGAAAGGUUCUUAGUGCAAAAGUUUCCCGGGUGCCAGGAACUUCAAAAUCAAGCGGCUUCGGAUUUGUUUCAUUCUCUUCAGAAGAAGAUGUGGACGCUGCCAUUUCCUCAUAUAACAACGCUCUGUUUGAAGGGCAACAGAUCCGUGUUAACAGAGCAUAAAUGAUGCUGACCAAGUACUCGUCAUACAGGAAGAGUAUUGUCAUUUGUAUAUCAGGUUAGUUUCUCCAUCUGGAAAAUUCCCAGGUAAAUAUUCUAUUGUAUAUGAGAUAUGACUUGUCACUUGUAACAGCCUUUGUAUUUUUGAGUGAUGAGUUCCAGUUUACUGAAUUUGAACAUUAAAACUUCUUCCCAGUUUUUUCUCUC